UCAAACAGUCUGCUUCCAGGAGCACACAAACACAGAGCUGCAACAUCACACAGGAUGGCUACACAGUGAUGGAGAGCCACGUCUUUAAAGCUUGACAGAGUGUCUGAUCAUGGCAGCUGCCAUGGUGUGCAACCGACUCUUGCUUUCCAUCUACAUCCUCACGUUCCUGAUGGGGGUCCCUGCCAACAUCCUGGCAUUUUGCACCUUCUUCCGCAAGGUGCGUCGCAAGGCAGCCCCGAUCGACGUCCUCCUCCUCAACCUCACCAUCUCUGACCUCAUCUUCCUCGCGUUCCUGCCUUUCAAAAUGAAGGAGGCCUCUGACGGCAUGGCGUGGAUGCUGCCCUACGCCCUGUGUCCCUUGACCGGUUUUGUGUUCUACGCCACCAUCUACAACAGCACCCUGCUCCUCACAGCUGUGGGGGUGGAGCGCUACCUCGGGGUCGUCUUCCCCCUCAGGUACUCUGUGUGGCGCAGACCUCGAUACGCCGUGUUAGCCAGCAUCGUUAUCUGGCUGGUCACCUGUCUGAACCUUAUCAUCGUCUACAUCAUGGCCUACUCCCAGUGGAACAAAGAAGCAGACAGCUUCAACAAUGGCAGCAUCCCCGACAGCCCGACCCCGCCUCCACCCACCUGCUACCUGGAAUUUACCACGGACGAGCUCCACAUCCUGCUGCCUGUCCGCUUGGAGCUCUUCCUCGUUCUCUUCUGCCUCCCCUUUCUCAUAUGCUGCUUCUGCUACGUCAACUUCAUCCGUAUCCUGUCCCGUCUACCCAAAAUCAGCAGGCGACGGAGGCUGCGCGCCAUCGGUCUGGCGCUCGGGACGCUGCUAGUGUUCACCGUCUGUUUCGUGCCGUACAACGCCUCCCAUGUGGUGGGCUUCGUUCGCCACGAGAGCGAAGGGUGGAGAAAUGUGGCUUUGCUCUCCAGCACCUUGAACGCCUGCUUGGAUCCGUUUAUCUUCUACUUCUCGUCAGCGGCUGUCAGGAGCAUGUUGAAACACUGCUGCAGGAACAUCAUGGCCAAGCUGCACAUCCUGAGGUGUGGGGGGGCUCCUCAGCAGAAACCCUCAAAGACUGAAAAGCACAAUAAAGCACCUGUUCCUUGAAAGUUCUGGAGAGAGAAUUAAAGUUCAGGCGGUUUUUUUUUACAGAGUGGUUUUCUUUAUUUCAUGCAAAAAUGUAAAGAUUUAUAAAAGGGCUGAUAAUUGUUAUUUCACUUUAACAGAGAACAGAGCUCAGUUUGAAUUUUAUAUGUCCCACAACUUACAGAAAAAAAAUUGUGUAAAGACACAUUAAGAGAUGAAAUAAACAUUUCCUUUUGCAAGU
Messenger RNA from Labrus mixtus (cuckoo wrasse), 1325 nucleotides. RefSeq names its product free fatty acid receptor 3-like. The record is from RefSeq and is a predicted model, not a curated record. NCBI's taxonomy places the organism in Eukaryota, Metazoa, Chordata, Actinopteri, Labriformes, Labridae. Gene Ontology annotation, molecular function: G protein-coupled receptor activity. Gene Ontology annotation, biological process: G protein-coupled receptor signaling pathway; cellular response to fatty acid. Gene Ontology annotation, cellular component: plasma membrane. The coding region runs from base 110 to 1105 and encodes 331 amino acids. The transcript has 2 exons.